Molecule: messenger RNA, 3401 nt
Organism: Ornithorhynchus anatinus (platypus)
Lineage: Eukaryota; Metazoa; Chordata; Mammalia; Monotremata; Ornithorhynchidae
Gene: FAM222A
Product: family with sequence similarity 222 member A
Exons: 2
Coding region: 387-1694 (435 amino acids)
Source: RefSeq, a predicted model, not a curated record
CAGUUAUUCUUAUUCUUAUAUUUGUCAGGUGAUUCCUCUGUACCCAGCACUGCCCUAAUUGCCCAGGUAGCUCUAGGGUAAUCAGGGCAGACAAGGUCCCUGCCCCACAGGAGCCCCAAGGUCUGAAGGGGAGGGAGGACAGGUGUCGAAUCCCCAUUUUACAGAGGCGGAAGCUGAGGCCCAGAGAGGUCCAGCGAGUCGCCCGCAGCGGGUGGAUGACCUAGGGGGAUUCGAAACCAGGUCUCCUGAACCCCAGGCCCCACCGCCGGAAGCCCGGUCCUCGGGCCGCGGGAAUCGGGAGCCACGCCGGGGCCGGUGACCCUCCGUCCGUCUUUGCCUUGCAGCGCGCCGGCCCGUACGGCCAAGGGAUCACCGCCGCUCCGACCAUGCUGGCCUGCCUGCAGCGGACCCAGAACCCUCCCGCCCAGCGCCUCGCCUGCCCCAGCAAGGCCCUGGAGCCCUGCAAGGGCGAGCCGGCGGUGUCGGCGGCGUCCAUGCCGUCCCCACGCUACCCGAGCCCGGCGGAGCUGGACGCCUACGCGCAGCGAGUGGCCCGCAGCCCGCUCAGCGUCAAGAUCUUCCCCAGCCACAUCCGCGUGCCGCAGCACAAGCACCUGAGCCGCACCGUCAACGGCUACGACACCGCCGGCCCCCGCUACAGCCCCUACCCGCCGCCCGCCGGGGCCUACCAGGGCCUGCUGGCCGUCGUGCAGGCCGCCACCGCCGCCUCCUCCUCCGCCGCCCCCGUGGGCAGCAAGGGCGCGGGCCCCAAGGGCCUGGUGAAGAGCGUGGAGGGCAGACGGACUAAGCUGUCGCCCGGCAGCCUGGCGGCGGGCACGGCCCCCUAUCCCGCGGCCAGCACUUUAGGGCCGGCGCCCGGCCCGGCCGGCCCGGCGGCCGCCCGCGGGCUGGCCCUGCCCCCGGCGGGCCUGCCCUCCGUCCACAGCAUCAUCUACCAGCUGAACCGGCAGUUCCAGCCGCCCGCCGGCCCCCACCCCAGCCCGGCCCCGCGGGGCUCCGGGGCCUUCCCCGGGGCGGGGGGCUACGCCGGGGCGGCGGCCGUGCUGCCCGACUGCCGCCGGGGAGCCGAGCUGGGCGCGGGGGCCGGCCCGGUCCUGACGCUGGCGCCCAAGCCCGCCGCGGGCUACCCGGACGGCGGUGCCCCCGGGACCGGCCUGGACUAUCUGCUCUGGCAGCAGCAGCAGCAGCUGCGGUUGUUCAGCGGGGGCAGCAGCGGGGGCGGGGCGGCCGGGAGCCGGUCGCCCGAGGCCUGCGCCGGGGGCGGCGGGCCCGGGGCGGCCCUGGGGCGGCCAGGGGCCCCCGGCGGGGCCGGCGAGCAGGUCAGCUGCUCGCCGCUGGACUGCGCGGGCGGGCCGGGCCCCUUCCCCGGGGCCCAGUUCUUCGGCCCGGCCUGGAACAGCAUCUUGGUGACCCCCGACAGCGACUGCUACCCGCCGGGGCCGGAGCCGGGGCCCCCCGGCCCCCCGGCCCCCGGCCUGCCCAGCCUGCCCAGCCGGACGGGCUGCAACGCGUCGGCGUUGAGCAGCAGCCUGCAGUCCUUGGAGUACCUCAUCAACGACAUCCACCCGCCCUGCAUCAAGGAGCAGAUGCUGGGCAAGGGCUACGAGACCGUGGCCGUGCCCCGCCUCCUGGACCACCAGCACGCCCACAUCCGCCUGCCCGUCUACAGAUAGGGCCCCGCCGGGAACCCCCGCCCAGGGCGCCGAAGAGGCCGGGGGUGCCGGCUCCGGUCGCCGCCGCCCCCCCCACCCGUCCUUCUCCCGCCCGGCCCCUCCAGCUGGGGUCCGGGCACGGCGGCGGAGGGCACCCGGCGGGGUCGGACCGGAUGCCCGAAAUCCCCGUGGGGGGCCCGGGGCGGCGACGGGAGUGAGGGCGUGGGGAGGGCGGGGGGGUGUUUCCCCCAAGCUUGGAAACCCGUGUGUGUUGCUGAGAACCUCAGCAGGGAAUUGUGACCAGUUGCUGCUAUCUUGCAGGGGGGAGCGUGAUCACGUGUGUGUGUGUGCGGGCGUGCCUGUGUGCGUGCGUGUGUAUGUGUACGUAGGGGUGCUCAGGGGCCCAACGGAGCCGGGCGCGCGAACCCCUCCCCAAACCAGGGCCCCAUCCCCGGCCCGUCGGAUGCCAGAGGAAGAGCGAUCCCUAGCCGCGGCCCAAAAUCGCCCCCCGAAACAAGAGCCCACCUACUCCCCACGCAUCUCCACCCCUCCCCGGGCCGACAGGCGGAUGGACGGACGGACAGACGGACGGCGGCCCCGUCCUUAAGAGAACUGGUCCCCGGGAAAGAAGAGUGAGAGAGAGCGAGAGAGAGAAUAAGUGAGAGAGUGGAGGAGAAAGAGGGAGAAAUAGAAACCACUUGAAAACUUGAACAGAAUUUUGGGGUUUUGUUUUUUUUGUUGUCGUUGUCGUUGUUGUUAUUUCUUAGUUUUCUCUCCCAUCUGUCUUUGUUUUGGCUGCUACAACAACCUUCUCAGCUCCCACAACCUGCCCAGGCUAGGAUUUCUCUUCAGAGGAGAGUCCCAGAUUGGAUUGGUUGGAAGAUUUUGGGAGGUUGGGCCGGGGAGGGGGCAUUUACCCUUGCUGUAAACGGGGGCCGGGGUCCCCCUCCCCCCGGCCCCUUCGUCGUCGGCUUGCUCUCCGACCCCCGGCCCCCUCGGGGCAGAGAAGGCCGGAGGGACCCCGCGCCCCUCGCCCACCCAGCCUCCAAUGUGGUGGCCUCCACGCCCACCCCCUCCUAGCCGCUCUGUCUAUCCAGCGCCCCCUCCCCGAGUGAACCAACCCCGGGCCUCUCCACUGGACCACCCGCCCCUACCCGCCCCUACCCCCCAGCCAGCUCCAUCCAUCCCUCCCCCAGGCUGGGCGGAGCGUGUGACCAGCGUGAUCUUUGUUCCGGCCCAGAAGCUGCCAGCUGGGCCUGGGGACACGGUGGCUCUUCUUCAGGUGAGGGUCCGUUGGGAUUUUCGGGGUGGGGAGCCCUGCACCCCAGAGUUUGGUAUUUAUUUUGCAGUGGGGGGAAGCUCUUACUGGUUGUGUCCAGGAGACCCUCGCCCUUCCCUGAUUUUGCAUCAACACCCUAAACUCUCUCCCUCCACACACACACACAAACACACAGACGUGCGCGCACACACACACACACCCCGCCUCCCUCCCCCAAUGAGCUCGGAAAGUGGUACUCUUAUCUCCAAGGCCUGUCGAAGCACUAAGUGCAUUUACAAAUCUCUGAGAAUGUUUUUUUUUAUACUAAAAUUGACCAUUAUAUUCUACUGUGAGAAGUGCUGUCUGCACUAUAUUGUUUUAAAAACGAAGAGAAAAAGAAACGAAAAUGCAGAUGUGUCUUCUGAUGUUUUCUUCCCCCACCCCCCCAAGUAAAACCAGGCUAUCGUGCA